AGGGAAAUUUAAACGUUAAUGGCGUUGGACGUAAACAGAGGAUGAGUUCAUGAAAAGAGGACGAUAAUAUGAAAAGAAACUACCAUUCUGCUUCUUCAGAUGUAAAGUUUGAUUGACAGGUUUGAUGCCAACAUGAGGAGGAAGAAGUCUCGUGUUGCUGCUCUGCCCAUUCACAACGACACGUGUGUUCUGUGCAGGUUUAGUGACGAUGAUCCGGCCAUAUUUGGGGAGAAGUUCCAACUCAAGGAGCACAACCUGUCGGUCCAUUACUUCUGCCUGCUGACGUCCUGUGGAGUUUACCAGCAAGGAGAGGAAGACGAGGGCAUCUUCGGCUUCCUGGACAAAGACAUCUUGAAGGAGAGCCGAAGGUCGUCUCGACUGGUCUGCUGUGGCUGUAAGAGGAAGGGCGCGUGUGUCGGCUGCAACGUGACGAGCUGCAGGAAGAUGGUGCACUUCCCCUGCGGCAGAAAGAUGAAGUUCAUCUCCCAGUUCACAGGAAUGUUUCCGUCCUACUGCAGGGAUCACAGCCCCACCCAGUCCGUCAGCACCGGGGCCGACAUCAGCCUGCCUCAGUCCUGCUCCGUCUGCUUGGACCCCAUCAACCCGGUCCUGUCCUACUCCAUCCUGAAGUGUCCGUCCUGCCACGGCAGCUGGUUCCACAGGGACUGUGURCAGCGUCAGGCCCAAAGCGCCGGGCUCUUCUUCUUCAGAUGCACUCUGUGCAACAACAAAGACGACUUCCAGGAGGAGAUGCUGAGGAUGGGCAUCUACAUCCCAGAGAGAGAUGCAUCAUGGGAGUUGGAGGCUAACGCCUACUCAGAGCUCCUGGAGGUGUACAUGCGCUGCGACUCCCUCACCUGCCUCUGCGACAACGGACGCACACACUCUGACAAGAUCGGCUGGUUCGAAGUGAUCCGGUGCCGCCUGUGUGGGUCCACGGGGACUCACAGGAAGUGUUCAGGACUUAAGCGGGACACCACAGACUGGGCCUGCACUGACUGCACCAACGCUACUGAUGGGAAAGCCUCCCUGGUUACAACACCUCAGGAAGGUCAGAGGAGAAGCCGGCUGUCCAAACGUCACCUGUCUUCACUCCAGUCUCCCCUCAGCUGUAAAAGAACCUGUUUACCGGUCGGACCUGGGUCACCUGAGGAUCUCCUUCAGGCUUUAGUCCCUCAGCUUCAUCACACCAACGUCCAGCUGGAGGUGGAUGGAGACCAAGCUCUGUCCGCUGGACUACACCUGGUCCGGAGGACUGACUUUGACCCCACAUGCUCCCUGUCUGUCAGGUUCAGAGACGAGCAGGGAUCUUCAUUGUCCUGCAGCCGUGAAGACUCAGCAGAGAAGUCCUUCCUGAAMCUCCUCGUCCAGCAGAUCCAGGACUCUGUGGUCUUUGAGGGUCCCAGUGGAUCCAAGAACCUGUCUCUGGACUCUCGGGCUCUACGUGACGAUCUGUACUUCGACGUGGGCUGCCUGCUGGCUCUGUCCCUGGUUCACGGGGGUCCACGUGUUGGUUUCUUCUCUCCCGCUCUCUACCAGUGUCUGUUCAACUACCCGGCCAACUGCCCCCUCACUGUCAGGGACCUGACCCCUGAUGCCCCCCUAACCCACCUAGUCAGGCGGAUCGGCACGGCCAGGACUGCAGAGGAGCUGAGAGAAGCUGCUGCAACCAGCGGGGAGUUCCUGGAGCUGGCGGGCUGCAACCGACCAAUCACAAGCCUGGAGGACCGAGAGGCACUGCUGGAGGACCUGGUCAGCUUCAGCUUGAUCACACGGAUGCAGCUCCCCCUGCAGAGGUUUCGGGAGGGUCUGCAGACGUUGGGCGUCUUCGAUCAGGUCCAGCUCUUCCCGUCGGUCUUCUUCAGCGUUUUCUGCCAGACCACCACCUCCGUCACGGCUCAGACGCUYGGCUCGCUCUUCACCGUCAACUUCUCUGAGCAGCAGGACAAAGUGGAGCGAGAGACGCCCGUCGUCACCUUCUGGAGACACUUCCUGCUGGAGUGUGAAGUUGGGAGGAGCUCCGUCUCCCUGCAGGACAUCGUUCGCUUCUCCACCGGAGCCGAGGAGCUUCCAGCCGUGGGCCUCCACCCUCCUCCCUCCGUCUCCUUCCUCCACAGCCCCGCCCCCCGCAGAGCCGCAGCAGAGGAGGAGUGGAACGACGGGGGUCUGUUUCCUCAGGUCAAGCCCGACUCCAACACCCUGCUCCUGCCCGUCAUGUCCACCUACAGGGCCUUCAAAAGCUCCAUGGAGCAGGCCAUCAGCCACCACGUUCACCUCCACUCCCCAGAGUAACRGAGGGGCAUUAACUUUAUCUUCUUUCUCUAAAGACAAUUUUCCUUUUUUUUAAAGCUUUUAUUAAAAGGACUGCCCUCAAAGCUGCCAUUGGCACUUAUUAGUUUGCUAUGGUGAUUUUUGUUUUAAAGUUUUUYAUCAACCUAGUUGUACUUCCCCGGUUCCAGAAUAUUUGGGAUGAUGCUUAAAGUGUAAAUAAAAAAAUGCAAUGAUUUUCUAAUUUCAUAAACCCGUAUCUUAUUCACAAUAGAAUGAAAUAUGGGUAAUAACUGUUUACUGUGUUUUAUUGUGAAUAAAAUACAGUAUGGGUUUGAAAUUUUCAAUGCAUUGUUUUUAUUUACGUUAACUUGUCACAAACUUUACUGGGACUAGAGUUGUAUAAAACAAAGACACACACUUAUAUAUGAUAUGUUUUAUACGUGUUUUUUAAUGUGUUAUCAGUUAUCUGAAGUGUUUGUAUAUUCAUUAAUUGUUGGAUGGUUUUUAUGUUUAGUUUAAAUCCGUUACCAUCCUGACUGUCUAAUGGAGACAUAAUCCUGUUUAUUUCAUUAGUAGAAGUUUUCCACCAUGCAGUUAAACAAACUGUUUUGUAAAAUAAAAUUUGAAACUUAUUG
Molecule: messenger RNA, 2906 nt
Organism: Austrofundulus limnaeus
Lineage: Eukaryota; Metazoa; Chordata; Actinopteri; Cyprinodontiformes; Rivulidae
Gene: g2e3
Product: G2/M-phase specific E3 ubiquitin protein ligase
Exons: 17
Coding region: 133-2292 (719 amino acids)
Cellular component (GO): nucleus
Molecular function (GO): ubiquitin-protein transferase activity
Source: RefSeq, a predicted model, not a curated record